Molecule: messenger RNA, 3562 nt
Organism: Trichogramma pretiosum
Lineage: Eukaryota; Metazoa; Arthropoda; Insecta; Hymenoptera; Trichogrammatidae
Gene: Son
Product: protein SON
Exons: 14
Coding region: 442-3327 (961 amino acids)
Biological process (GO): regulation of cell cycle; regulation of mRNA splicing, via spliceosome
Molecular function (GO): RNA binding
Source: RefSeq, a predicted model, not a curated record
UAAUUUACUCGAAGCACUUUUUGUCUAUAAAAUGGAAUUCUAAGUUUUUUUUCAUGAACUUUUUUUUAUAAUUUUACUGCAAAACGCAAAUGCAACUUGGCGUGGAACCAGUGCAAUAAGUACUUGCCAGAUGGAGCGCAAGGCGCACUUUCGACAGCCCACAGGUCACUUUCUGACUCCGCAGUCCGCAGUUCGCACGUGAAAUCCGAUCCCCUAGACAAGCUCAUCGUGUGCUGGUCUUGCGUCGCGAAUAGUAGUUUAUUUCACUAUGAUAGUGAUAAUUAUAUGUUAAUUAUUCGUGAACUUGACUCGAAGAUUUUGUACCUCUUGUGGGUGUUCUGAGUCUUUGAACUCAGGUAGGGUAACACGAAAACACAACCGCGUUAGUUUAGUGCUCGUUUACUUCGUCGCGUUGACAGUGAGAACAUUAGCCCAUCAAUUAUGGGCGAUUUGUUCGACCUCGCGGGUCUUAUAACAAGAGUAGGUGUAGACGCGGUGAAGAUCAAACCUGAGCCGGGUCUACCCGAAAAAUCAUCUAACGAGAUUCUAACCGAAUUGUUUAGCACGUUUGAUGGAGUUGAUGUCAACACGAGCAGCAGUAGUAGCAGCAGCGACGAGGAUGACAACGACGACGAUAACAACAAGAAGGACGACGCCGGAGCCGAAGCUGAUGCUGAUGAUGCUGAAAAAGUUAAUGGCAACGACGAUGAUAAAGACGUUGACGAUAAAAAACGAAAAAGAAAAGAUAGUCUCAGCAGUACUGGUAAAAAGAAGAAGAAGAAGAAGAAACAUAAACACAAGCAUGAUGACAAGGAUAAAGAGAAAAAGCACAAACAUAAAAAAAAAUCAAAGGAUGACGAUGAUAAUAGCCCCAAAAAGAGUAAGAAAAAAAAGAAAUCUAAACACAAGAGUGAAUCAGACCUUUUGUCUGAUUCCGGAGAACCAAAGAUCAAAAAAAUAAAAGUAGAAAAAGAUGCAGACACAGAAAAAAAGAGUAGACAUAAAAAAAGUCACUCAAAAAAAGAUAUUGAACCUAUUAAAAUCAAAGAAGAAAAAAAGGAUCCAAAAGAGGAUGAAACGAAUGUUGAAAGGCAAGAGGAAAUUGUUUCAUCACCUUUUUCUGCUAUACCUAAAAAAUUAACUGAAGAUUCUGAAGCACCAGAAGUACCUAAACUACUUGAAAAAACAUCAACGAAGCCUACUAUUAUGAAAAUCAUGAUAAAAGAUCUCAAGAACAGCGAAGUGUUCAAUAAUACAGUAAAAAAAGUUGAGGAAGAAAAAAAAGAAAAAGCCGACAAACUAGAAGAAGGCGAAAUCACAGAUAGUGAUGAUGAAGAUAAAAAUAACAUGCGUACUCCAUCACUAAGUCCUAGUCCUGUAUCUCAUAGAAGAUAUUCACGAAGUCCUCGAAGACAAAGCAGAACUCGUGAUCUUCGUAAUUUAUUAAAAGAAAAAGAAAAGAUAAAACGGAUCAGUAGUCAUAGAUCUAGAUCAAGAAAUGGAGAUCGACAUGCCAGAUCACGUAGUCCUAUUAGAAGUCGAUACGGUCGAGGUCGGAGUAGAGAUCGACGAAACAGUUUCAGAAAUGAUUCAGAUAGAUAUGUUAGAGAUCGAGAUAACAAAUUCAGUCAUAGCGAGGACAGAAGUAAACCUAGAGGAAGAAGUAGAAGCAGAGAAAGAAAAGAGAGAAUUGAAAUUGAUAAAAAGAAGCUUUUAGAAAUAGCCAGACGCAAUGCUAUUAAUAUGAUUAAAAAAGGAAAGCUAUCUUUGCCUCAACAAGAUAAAGCAAUUGCUGCCAUAAAAUCUGGAGGAAAAACUGUUGAGGAAUUGACAGAUUACUGUAAAACGCUUUCAAAAUCAGAAGCUCUGGGAGAACUUUCGAGUAUAUCUUCAGGCGAUGAGAGCGGUGAUGAUAAAGGUUUCCAACAUCCAUUUUUAUUAAAAGAUAAACCUAGUUCUAUUAUAAUGAAUAUUCGGGACUCAAAGCAACUACCAACAAAAACAAUGCUAGAAAAAUCGACUGAAGCGCAAACACAAUUACGAUUGCAAUACCCUGUGUCCAGUGGUCAACAACACAGAAAAAAUGAAAAAGAGUGGGUACCAGUACCAACCAAACCGAAAAAUUCUAAACAAAAAAAGCCGGAACCAAAAAAAAUGUUUAUUCCUGCAAAAGAAGUGCUACACAAUAAACCUUUACCUUUGGUUGUACCUCCAAUGUCUGAACAAAUCACUGCUCAACAAAUGCAACAAGCUUCUGCCGCUGCUGCAGCUAUAAAUGCAGAAGUGGGUUCCUUUGACCCAAAUACUCAGAAUCCUUAUUUACAUUACAAUGCUAUGGUACCUGUUCCGUAUGAUCCUAUGGCGGCUCAAGCUGCUAUGUACAAUCAACCUGUACCACAACCACCUAUGUAUGACUCUUCGAUUGCUCAACAAAUGGUGCCUCCAAUGCCUAUAGCUGCAGUUGAUCCAAAUGUUAAUUCAGCUUAUGUUGCUGGUGGAGAAGCAUAUGCCCAAGCUCAAUGUGCACAAACACAGUAUGCCUCAGACAAAGACCACCCAGUCACAGAAGUACCAAAUACUGAAUCACAAGAACAUAAUACUUCUAUCUUUCCUGAGCCCCCAGCAGAACCUCUUGAUAUCAGUGCUAUUGUUUCACAACGACUCGCAGCUAUGCGAAAAUUAUCAGAAAAUCCCAAUGACUCUCAAGCAUUAAAAGAAAUGUAUCAAGCGCAAAAUGGGAUGCAAACUUGGGUAGAAAGUAAGCAAAUUCCUGGUCAAUUUACUGGGAGUACCGGCGUUAAAGUUCUUACACAAGCUGAACUUAAUUCUGGUUACCAAGCUUGGGCUCGCAAGGAUCAACUGCAAACUGCUCAACCUGUAGCAGGCGGCAUGGGUAUGCAUCUGCUUCAAAAAAUGGGUUGGAGGCCCGGAGAAGGUCUAGGAAAAAAUAAAGAAGGUACUCUGGAACCAUUGAGCUUAGAGGUAAAAUUGGAUAAGCGGGGUUUAGUUACGGAUCAAGAUAUUCCACAACAGGCGCGUCCUGGAAUCAAAAAGAAAGAAGUCAUUCCCAGUUUUAAAUCUUUAGAAGGUAAACAUCCAGUUUCCCUACUUGGAGAAUUUUGCUCAAAACGGAAGUACUGUGCUCCUUUAUAUGAAAUUUGUUUUGAGAGUGGCCCAGAUCAUAAGAAGAACUUCGUAUUUAAGGUAACAGUUAAUGGGGUGGAAUACAAACCUGCUGUUGCAAGUCCAAAUAAAAAGUUAGCUAAAGCUGAAGCAGCACAAGUUUGCCUGCAAUCAUUGGGCCUUUUACCAAGCAGUCAAAAUUAAAUAUUUUAGACUGAUAUUUCUAAUAAAAAAAAUUGUACAUAAGAACAGUAUUUGUAAAUAUGAGUUAGAUAUAAAAUGAUAUAAUUCUGCUAGGAGUAUUUUAAUUCACUUAAUUAUUUAAUUAAACCCACUGCUCAACCCAUACUGCAGCAAAAUUAAAAUACUCUUAGUGUGCUGUGUGACUUAUUUGUCAUAUAAAAUAUGGAAAAUGAAUCAAAUACACAACUUAAAUUUU